Messenger RNA from Ceratosolen solmsi marchali, 3251 nucleotides. It is a transcript of the gene Su(dx), whose product is annotated as Suppressor of deltex. Gene Ontology annotation, molecular function: protein binding; ubiquitin protein ligase activity. The record is from RefSeq and is a predicted model, not a curated record. Lineage: Eukaryota; Metazoa; Arthropoda; Insecta; Hymenoptera; Agaonidae. Gene Ontology annotation, cellular component: cytoplasm. The transcript is spliced from 12 exons. Gene Ontology annotation, biological process: proteasome-mediated ubiquitin-dependent protein catabolic process; protein ubiquitination. The coding region runs from base 493 to 3129 and encodes 878 amino acids.
GAUCUGGCAUGAAUACGUAUUAAGCUACAUCACAUAAUCCACACGAAAGUCCGCGUUGGACCAUUAACUGUGUAUACAUCACAUUAAAUGCACUACACCAGUGACGUAUGGCAAGAUGGUGGCCGUAGUACAAUGAUGAUAAAGUGGCAAUAGUAGAUAUUCGCAUUAUAACGUGAAUCGCGUAACCACACCAAGGCUUAUUGUGUUCCUUGCAUACGUACAUUUAUUUUAGGGAAAUGAAGGUUCGUUUGUAUUGUUGAACGUUAGAGAGGAAAAAAUCAGUGUAAUUUGACCUUGCAUUCUUGUGACAUGCAAGUGCUUAAUUAUCUAGUAGCUUUUGCUGUUGUUCUCUACUACAUUUUUUUCUUUCGUUGCUGCCCUUAAAUUGUGGGUUGACUGUAUGAACAUUCAUAACAACGAUUCUUUAGCUGCAGAUGCAGUUUAAAGUGGGUAAAAAUGUUAUGAGUCAUUGCAUUAGGUAAAUUGAACCAGAUGAUCCAACAAUUUACUAUGUCUACAUGUGAAGAGGAUCCAUCAAUGUCAGGAUUUCAUCAGCUCAGUGUUACAAUUGAAACAGCAAGUUUGAAAAGUUCUUUUUUUUUAAAACCUAAUCCGUACAUAGAAUUAUCAGUGGAUCAUAAAAGUCCACGAAAAACUGAAGUAUCUAAGUCAACACUACAACCAAAAUGGAAUGAAGAAUUUACAGUUUUAGUAACACCAUACUCUUAUCUACAUUUUCGUCUUUUAGAUCACAGUUCUUUUCGUAAAGAUACAUUGAUUGGUGAAAAAAAAAUCUCUCUUUAUAAUGUUUUAUCAAACUAUAAUGGCAAAUUGGAAAAUUUAGAGCUUACUCUAGACUUAUUGUCAGGAAAUCAACAUGGGUAUAUUCAACCUAAAACUGGUGAUUUAAUCACCUUGUUUGAUAGGCUUAAAAUUGACAUGAAUACUGUUGCUCCUCCAUUUCAUCUACGACAUGAUCACCCUGCUUUUGGUAAUACAAGUCAAAUGUCUGUAUCGCCACCUUUUCAUCCAACCACCGUACCUCUUGAUGAUGGUGUCAGAGCUCGUAUGCGAUCACAAGGUACAGAAGAUGUAGUGCCUUCUAUGAUUGUUCAACCAUUGAUGUAUCGUAAUUCAUCAAAUAACUUUCAAGACUGUAACAGUGCUGGUCAAUCAGAUACUGAGCCAAGUAGUAGUAGAGCUAUAGCAGUAUAUACUCCUUUUUUUUCAAAUGGUACUACCAGCAGUGAUAACAAUGGCACAGCAGGUGACAGCGUAUCACCAGAAACAAGUUUUUUACCAUUGGUUCAACCACCUGCACAGCCAUGUUCCUCUAAUAUAACUAACCAAGUUGAAAACCUACCUCAGGAGGAACCUCUACCGGCUGGUUGGGAAAUGAGACACGAUGUUUAUGGCAGAAGGUAUUAUGUUGAUCAUAAUACACGUAGCACAUCCUGGGAGAGACCACAACCUUUACCACCAGGUUGGGAAGUUCGACGAGAUAUGGGAGGACGAAUUUAUUAUAUAGAUCACAAUACAAGAAGUACUACCUGGCAAAGACCAAAUUCAGAAAGAUUGCAGCAUUAUCAACAGUGGCAGGGUGAGAGACAGUAUGUAGUUCAACAAGGAAAUCAACGAUUUCUUUAUCCACAGUCGCAUCAAGCUAUGGCAGCAGGACCAUUUACGUCAAUUGCCGAUGAAGACGAUGGUCUGGGCCCUUUGCCUGCUGGUUGGGAGCGACGAAGACAGCCGGAAGGUCGCGUAUAUUACGUUAACCAUAAGAAUCGUACGACGCAAUGGGAGGAUCCACGAACACAGGGUCAGGAAACAAUGGACGAGCCACCUCUACCGUAUGGUUGGGAGAUUCGGCUGACCGAGGAUGGUAUGCGAUACUUUGUCGAUCAUAACACGAGGACAACAACAUUCCAGGAUCCAAGGCCGGGUGUGCCUAAUGGACCAAAGGGAAUGUGUAGAGUGCCAAGAGCAUAUGAAAGAUCAUUCCGUUGGAAGCUUUCUCAAUUUCGCUUUUUGUGUCAAACGAAUGCAUUUCCUAAUCACAUUAAAAUUAGUGUUAGUAGACAAACGUUAUUUGAAGACUCUUAUCACCAAAUAAUGAAUGCAGAAGCUUUCGCUCUUAGACGUAGGUUGUAUAUACUUUUUAAAGGAGAAGAAGGUUUAGAUUAUGGUGGUGUAUCAAGAGAAUGGUUUUUUCUUCUAAGUCAUGAAGUUCUUAAUCCAAUGUAUUGUCUUUUUGAAUAUGCUAACAAAAGCAACUAUAGUCUACAAAUAAAUCCAGCAUCUUAUGUAAAUCCAGAUCAUUUAAAUUAUUUUAAAUUUAUUGGAAGAUUUAUAGCAAUGGCACUUUAUCACGGACGUUUUAUUUAUAGUGGAUUCACAAUGCCCUUCUACAAACGAAUGUUAAAUAAAAAAUUAAUAAUGAAAGAUAUUGAAUCCAUUGAUCCUGAAUUUUAUAAAUCACUUAUUUGGAUAAAGGAAAACAAUAUUGAUGAAUGUGGUCUUGAAUUAUAUCAUAGUGUUGAUUUUGAAAUUCUUGGUCAAGUAAUUCAUCAUGAAUUAAAAGAUGGUGGAGAUAAAAUUAAAGUUAUUGAAGACAAUAAAGAAGAAUAUUUAAGGCUAAUGACAGAAUGGCGAAUGACACGAGGCAUUGAAGAGCAAACCAAAGCUUUUUUGGAAGGAUUUAAUUCUGUUGUACCUUUAGAAUGGUUAAAGUAUUUUGAUGAACGAGAACUUGAACUUAUGUUGUGUGGUAUGCAAGAAAUCGAUGUGGAUGAUUGGCAAAGAAAUACCAUAUACAGACAUUAUACACGCAAUAGUAAGCAAGUAUUAUGGUUUUGGCAGUUUGUAAGAGCAGCAGAUAAUGAAAAACGGGCAAGAUUGUUGCAAUUUGUUACUGGAACAUGUCGAGUUCCUGUUGGUGGAUUUGCAGAAUUAAUGGGGAGUAAUGGUCCACAAAGAUUUUGCAUUGAGAAAGUUGGCAAGGAUACGUGGCUACCAAGAUCACACACGUGUUUUAACAGGCUUGAUUUACCACCUUAUAAAAGUUAUGAUCAACUGGUGGAGAAAUUGAAUUAUGCUAUCGAAGAAACUGAGGGCUUUGGUCAAGAGUAAGAACACCCAUCACUAACUGUGUAGAUUAAUAUUUUAAGUUUAAAUUUCUCAAAGCAAAAGGUUACUCUUUCAUUGUAAUUUGAACUUUGUAUUAUGUAAUAUAUUUCAAUUCUUGUGAAUUU